Molecule: messenger RNA, 1144 nt
Organism: Camponotus floridanus (Florida carpenter ant)
Lineage: Eukaryota; Metazoa; Arthropoda; Insecta; Hymenoptera; Formicidae
Product: heat shock factor protein 2
Exons: 3
Coding region: 383-1144 (253 amino acids)
Biological process (GO): regulation of DNA-templated transcription
Molecular function (GO): sequence-specific DNA binding; DNA-binding transcription factor activity
Source: RefSeq, a predicted model, not a curated record
AAUAGAUUCGAUUACUAUUUUAAGAUUCAACUUUUUAAGAGGAUAUAGGAUAAAUUAAUCCUUAAAACAUCGAAUCAAAGAGUGUGAAUAGAAUAAAAAGAACAUGAGGGAAUGUGGAAAAGGGGUGCGAAGAUAAAGGGAUGCGAGCUCUUUAAAAAAAAUAGCAAGACGUGAAAUGAACCGAAAUGUUCUCAAUUAGCGAUACUUCGCGGAUCGUCUUGAUUAUUGUUGCCGUGAUACGUGGCAGUUUUUUGUUUCGAAGAGAGCUUGCUUUCGAGAAGAGCGAGACGAGACGAGACGACACGGACGAAACGCGAAACGUUCGAAACAUCUUCGAUUCGAUUCCGAGCAUUUCCCAACAGGAAAACAACCGCGACGAAAGAUGUUCGAGGAACAUUGCGUCCUGCAGUCGAUGCGAUUCCCGCAGAAGCUCUGGCGGAUAGUGAAUGAGUGCCAGACCGGGGCGAUUCGGUGGAGCGCGAAUGGCGAUACCGUGCUCCUCGAUUACAAGAAAUUCCAGACCGAGUACUUGGACGCGCGCCGGCCCAUCUUCAAGACGAGCAACAUCACCAGCUUCAUCCGUCAGCUGAAUCUUUACGGUUUCCGCAAGGUGACCUCCCACAACCGCGAUCCGGUCUGCAAUUCCUACAACCCGCACGUGCACGAGUUUCUGCACGAAAAUUUUCGCGCCGAUCGGACAGACCUGUUGUUCAAGGUGUGUCGAAAGACCGGUGGCAAAAGCAAAUGUUUGCAGCAGGAGAUUACGAGAAGCGCGGAGGAAGGUCCACGAUUGCAGACGAAUUGCGUAUCUCGUUUAAAACUGUGUCAGUUGGCUUUGACUAAGACUCUAGAACAAAUUACUCAAGAAUAUCGACAAAAACAUGAAAAAAAGUCAAUUAUAGCAAAGAAAGAGGAUAAUAUCUUGAAAAGAAUCAGAAAUUCUAGAGAUACAGCUUCUCUUUUAUACGAAAUUGAAUUCAAUGGUGUUGCAAACCGAAAAUCUAUCACAGAACAGAAUGCAAAAUAUUCUACAUGUCUUCCUUCAAAGAUCAAUUCAUCUAAAGACAAAAUAAUGUCAUUACCUUGGCAUAUUAAUUUGACAGAUAAAUGCAAUUUGCAUUUUAAUGCUCCAAACGUUCAUUAA